AUGAAAUAUCCUCUCGCUCUUUCCACCUUGGCGCUGACUGCAGCAGCGCUCACAUCAAGUUUCACCAACGCCUUGCCGUCUGCACCCGUGCGUCGCCAGAGCAGCGGCAGCAGCCAAGGCUACUACAGCCCAGCCGCCAACGGAGGAUCCAUGCUGACCGAUAGCCGCGAGCCGCUCAACGUCAUUGUCUCUGGCCAGUCGGAUGCAGGCGUGCUCAACCAGGCCGGUUUUGAAGAGUUUUCGCGCGCACUCCAUUUUUCGCCCGGAAGCUGUCUCAACAUCAGCCAAGGUGGUUAUCAGACGGCCAACUUGGGCGACGGCAACGGGGCCAAGCCGCAGACCAACAUUAUGCGAUACAACUUCAAGCAGGGCGAUGGCGGGACGUGUCUCGAAUCGCUCAAAGGCGGUAAUCACUUCAGGUAUUGGAUUCAGAAUGGAACCGCUGCCGACUCGGGCGCCGUCUUCCUUGCUGCCAGUGUGGAGCUGAACGCGACGCUCGGCCACAUGAUCGCUCCCAACGGGUACGACGACGGACGGGACGAGUUGGUGGGCAACGCUACCGCAGGUACGCUAAAGAGCCCUGGUGGGUUCGAGUACACCGUCAGCAGGACCACGACGUCAGAGCCGCUCAGCGGUCUAUCGGCGAGCCAGAUCAACCACGAUAUCGAUAUCGACGGUGUGGUCGACGUGCUCACAGUCCGGAUCACCAAAAGCGGCACGAUUGGCGCAGGCCGUGACUCGUCCUCGUCCGGCGGUUCGAAUGGCGGAAGUAUCAGCACUCCGCAGUCCGGCCCUGCGUCAGCUCUUGUGUUUAGCUCCCAGCAGAUGAUCGGUGUGAGUGCACUGGCACUCUGCGUCACCUCUGGCUUGAUGCUCGUGGUGUAA
Messenger RNA from Sporisorium graminicola, 885 nucleotides. RefSeq lists its product as uncharacterized. Lineage: Eukaryota; Fungi; Basidiomycota; Ustilaginomycetes; Ustilaginales; Ustilaginaceae. The transcript has a single exon. The coding region runs from base 1 to 885 and encodes 294 amino acids. The record is from RefSeq and is a predicted model, not a curated record.